UUGUGUAAAACUUCUUGUAUCGCUAAAUUAUGAUCAAUUUUUUCAAAACCCUAAUUGCUGAGAUCGCCUACGCCACUAACAUGAAAAUCAGACCUAAUUUGUCAGCUUCUAAGGUAGCUGAAAUUGAAGAGCUUCUGAUUGAAAUCCUCUUACGAGUACCACCAAAAGCCAUGCUGAAAUCGAAGCGCGUAUCGAAACAAUGGCAAUCUAUAAUAUCCGACUCGAAAUUCUGUCUUUCGUAUGCUCGUUUUCGCCCUAAAGUUUCCCUUCUGCUGAAGGAAGAGGGUGAGAGAUCGAAAGUUCAAGUUAUCUCUCUAAAUCGGCCGAUAAGAAUGGAGAAUAACGUCGUGGUUAAAGAUUUUAUCGCAUUUAAUGGUCAUCAUACUGACAUUAUACAAUCUUGUAAAGGGUUGCUUCUUUGCAAAUCUUCCUUACUUUUAUUGGAUCCCCGUAGGGAUGAUUCUACAUUCGACGGUCAUCUUCGUUGCUUUGCAUAUUGUGUUUGUAAUCCGACUACGGGACAGUUUAGAAGAAUCGUUUGCCCUAGUUCGCUAUCACCACCUUCGUCACCAAACCCUUAUUUAAUUAGAUAUACUCACGCUCUAUUCAGUGUAAGUUUAGUGUUUAAUCCUCAAGUAUCAAAUCAUUACAAGGUUGUCUUUAUUUUUGAUUGGGAUGCACCAAAAGAAUACGCAAAUAUAUACCCAGCUCAUUAUGGGAUUGAAAUUUUUAUAUAUUCAUCAGAAACUCAAUCUUGGAGUUGGCAAAGAAGAGAUGAACUAGACUAUGGAAGAACUUCGUCGAUGGUGAAGAACAAUGGUCCUUUUUGUUGCAAUGGUGUAAUUCAUUGGUUCAGAUACGAUUCAUCAUACAGAACUGGAUUUGUGCUACGUUUCGAUCCUUAUACGAUGGUUUUCGAGACGAUAGAUUUUCCUUAUAGUUUUUAUUUCUUUGGCUUUGCAGAGUACCGCGGAAAUUUGCAGAUGAUAACUCGCGAGUUUGAUCGUACUAGUUUGGAAUUUAUUGUUUGGGAAGUAUCAUUAGACUAUUCUAAAUUUUAUAAACGGUAUUGUAUCGAUCUUGAAUCAAUUAGACGAGUUCAUCCAAGUUGGAAUAUCUCACCAUUGAGCAUAUUUUACAUUAUUUGUGGGGAAAAUAUAAAAGACACAGAGUUUGUGAUAUCAGUGGAAAAUAUGGCAGUAAUUUAUAAUCACUCUGAUAGAACAUACAGAGUGAUUAGUGAGAUAGAGAGAACACCUCAAAAUCAAAGAUAUUAUUCAAAUAUUUCACAGUGUCGUCGUCCUUUGGCUUGUUACUAUAAGGCAUUUGAGUAUUUAGAAAGCUAUUGCUGUGUUUAGUUCAUA
Messenger RNA from Mercurialis annua (annual mercury), 1364 nucleotides. RefSeq names its product F-box protein At5g07610-like. NCBI's taxonomy places the organism in Eukaryota, Viridiplantae, Streptophyta, Magnoliopsida, Malpighiales, Euphorbiaceae. Bases 30 to 1358 code for a protein of 442 amino acids. The transcript has a single exon. The record is from RefSeq and is a predicted model, not a curated record. Gene Ontology annotation, molecular function: protein binding.